AUGGAUGUUAUUCACUUCUUGUUGCUGGUUGCAACUAUAGCAGCCCUCAGGAUUCUCCUAUUUUUUAUCGCCAGAGUUCCCAAACCCUUGAAUGACUUAGUGUGUGUUAUCACUGGGGGAGCUGGGGAAAUUGGCCAAAUUGUGACGAGUAUUUUGCUAGAGAAGGGAGUGAGGAUGGUGAUUUGGGAUAACAAUGAAUCCAACAUUGAGAGAAUGAAACAGAGGAUGUCUUCUGAUAUGAUUUAUUAUUUCAAAGUUGACGUUUCCAACAGUAGUGAGGUUGAAAAAGCAACUGAAGAAGUAGUGGACCAGUUAGGAGGGGUAGAUAUCCUUAUCAAUAACGCAGCUAUUGCAAAUCCGUUUGAUAUAGAGGAAUCGACAGUGGAAGAGCUAAGAACAACAAUGAAUGUAAACCUGAUGGCACAUUUCUGGACGAUAAGGGCUCUUUUACCUCAUCUGAGGAAAUCUAAGAUAUACAAUGGGUUAAAAGGUUCGAUAGUAGGGAUGUCUUCUGUUCUGGGUAAUGUUGGUACGGGAGGUUUACAAACUUACUGCUCCAGUAAAGCCGGUAUUAUUGGUUUGAUGGAGUCACUCUACAUGCAGCACACUGACAUACACUGGUGCAUUAUUACCCCUUUCCUUGUUAAUACUCACCUUUUUAAAGGAAUGAGACACAAGUAUAUGGACUACUUCUAUCCGAUGCUUGAUAAAAAUGAGGUAGCUAAAAAAGUAGUUGAAGGCAUUGAAUUUCAACAAUGUUGCAUUACACUGCCGUGGUUCUGGAAUUAUCUCUUCGUUUUAGUUAAAAACAUAUUUCCUCUGCCGAUGAUGAGAACGAUAGAGAACUGGUUUGACGUGAGAGUUGCAUACAGACAGAUCUACCGCCGUAGUGAGCGACCCAAUCAGUGGAGCAAAUAAUUAAUUAAGUAAAUAAUUAGCUAAUUAUUGGAGUAAAUAAUUAAUUAAUUGAAUAAUUAAUUAAUCAAUUAAGUAAAUAAAGCCUCGCCAACUUGUUCGUGGGAGGUUAUUGUGCAUUCUAGAGAUGACAGAUGCAUGAUUGAAGAAUAAGAUGAUAUUACAGCUGAAAUAGCAUUAUAUGAACGAAAUGGCAGGAUAUUAAUUCAUUCUAACUGUCGAUAAUUGUAAUUAAACAAUUUUUCUCCGAAUUAAAAAAAUGAUGAUCUAUUUUUCCCCGAAAAAAAACUGCGUUGUAAAGGGGGAAUUAUAUAGAGGGGGAAUACUGUAAUAAAUAUUUUGACAAAUUGAAAUUGCCAUUUAUUUUCAGUAUUAUUUGUUUUACAUUUU
Messenger RNA from Bolinopsis microptera, 1305 nucleotides. RefSeq names its product 17-beta-hydroxysteroid dehydrogenase 13-like. Bases 1 to 918 code for a protein of 305 amino acids. Gene Ontology annotation, molecular function: oxidoreductase activity, acting on the CH-OH group of donors, NAD or NADP as acceptor. The record is from RefSeq and is a predicted model, not a curated record. The transcript is spliced from 10 exons. NCBI's taxonomy places the organism in Eukaryota, Metazoa, Ctenophora, Tentaculata, Lobata, Bolinopsidae.